This is a messenger RNA of Schistosoma rodhaini, 633 nucleotides long. Lineage: Eukaryota; Metazoa; Platyhelminthes; Trematoda; Strigeidida; Schistosomatidae. The record is from the annotation of a GenBank genome assembly.
AUGACCUUAACCAAAGUGCCAGAUCAAAUGCCGCGCUACCCGCCUGAUCGUUGGUUUGAUUAUACCGCACUGGGUGUCCCAGUUAAAGGGACGCGUUUGCUUCCUAUAAAACUACCCAUACCAUCAGAAAAGUCCUACAAUAUCCCUCCUCAUUUAAGAUUUACACUGAGUGACCUUAUUGAUUGUGUUCAAUCAUGCAACCAGAAGUUGACAUGUGUCAUAGAUCUGACCUAUACAAAAUAUUACUCUACAAAGUUCCUUCAUGAUAAUAACAUAAGUUACCAUAAAAUAUAUGUGGAAGGACAUGCAGUCCCAAACUCAAAAACUGUUGAACAGCAAGUUUUUUCAAGUUCAGAAUCUAUGUUUUAUAGGUUCAUCGACCUGGUUAACAAGGAGCGUGAACAAUCCCCAGAUGGCAUAAUUGCUGUACACUGCACACAUGGCGUAAAUCGAACGGGUUACUUAAUAUGCAGAUACCUUAUCGAUUUUAUGAAUAUGAAUCCUAAAGAUGCUCUUAGAGAAUUCGAAUACGCACGCGGUCAUCCUGUUGAAAGAAAAAAUUAUAUUGAAGAUUUGUUGAAUUCCGUCUGUAAAUUAAAGGUCUCAAACGUUGAAAAAAACAGAAGUGCGUGA